AAUGACACCUAGCAAAGCGUUAAGAACAGCAAAUACAUUAAUUAGUUGCACUUUGUUAGUGAACACGGAAAGUUGGAACGUUUGGUUAGCAAUAAUCGAUCAAUCAUGCAAGAUCCACGAUUGAAGGAAUUUAUGAAAGAGUUUACACUCAGCGAUUCACAGCUGAAGGAAGUGUACAAUCGUUUUGGUAAUGAAAUCCGCAAAGGAUUAAACAAAGACACCCACGCAAAAGCCGAUACAAAAUGUUUCAUUACUUACGUACAAGAUCUGCCCAACGGUGAUGAGAGAGGUAAAUUUUUGGCACUCGAUUUGGGUGGCACAAAUUUUCGGGUUCUACUCGUAACGCUCAAAGGUCAUCACGAUGCUACCAUUGUGUCUAACACGUAUCCUAUACCACAAGAAAUAUUAGUUGGCACCGGUGAACAACUAUUUGAUCAUAUAGCAAAGUGUUUGGAUGAUUUUGUUAAAGCUCAGCAAGUGGGCGAAUCUUAUCUACCCUUGGGUUUUACAUUCUCAUUUCCUUGUGUGCAAUUGGGACUCAAGAAGUCUAUGUUGGUACGGUGGACAAAAGGUUUUCAGUGUUCCAAUACAGAAAAUGAAGAUGUUGGUCGUUUACUUAAGGAAGCAAUAGCGCGACGAGGUAAUACGGAAAUUGAGGUAUUAGCAUUACUUAAUGAUACAACGGGUACACUUAUGUCCUGCGCACAUCGCAAUGCCAACUGUCGUAUUGGUUUAAUUGUCGGUACCGGUUGUAAUGCUUGUUAUGUGGAAAAUGUGGAUUGUGUUGAUUUAUUGGAACCCGAACUAAAGCGUACCAAAAAAAAAGUUAUCAUCAACGUUGAAUGGGGUGCAUUUGGCGAUAGUGGAUUAUUAGAAUUUGUACGUACUGAUUAUGAUCGAAUAGUCGAUAAAAUGAGUCCAAAUAUUGGUCAACAACUUUAUGAGAAAAUGAUAUCAGGAAUGUAUCUGGGAGAACUUGUACGCCUUGCACUGCAUAAGGCCACUAAAGAGAAUCUUAUGUUUCUACGCUCAGCAAAUAAAAACAAAAUUUUGGAAGUAUUGAACAAGGAAGUGGGUUGUUUUAAAACAGAAAUGUUAUCUAGAAUCGAGGCAGACACCUUUCCUGAUUUUACAAAUACGAAAAAUAUACUAAAAGAACUUUUUGGAUCGGAAAAAGUGAAUAUAGAAGACUGCCAGAAAUUAAGAUUCAUGUGUGAGUGCGUAGCGCAACGAGCUGCUAAUUUAGUUGCUGUAGGCUUAGCCGGACUGGUGAAUAGAAUCAACGAACCGAACGUUGUCAUAGGUGUGGAUGGUUCUGUGUAUAAACAUCAUCCGAAAUUUGAUGCUUACAUGCGUGUAACUAUGCGUAAAUUUGUAACCCCCGGCAUUAAAUUUGAUAUAAUGCUUUCGGAGGAUGGAUCUGGACGAGGAGCUGCUUUAGUUGCUGCCGUCGCCAGUCGUCAGAAAUAAUUCCUAUUUUAGAAUACUGAAAUCUUAGUACAUAAGUUGAUUUUUCUCUAAUAAAUAUUUUAAAAUUAUAA
This is a messenger RNA of Teleopsis dalmanni, 1541 nucleotides long. Its product is annotated as hexokinase type 2. The record is from RefSeq and is a predicted model, not a curated record. Bases 106 to 1470 code for a protein of 454 amino acids. Gene Ontology annotation, molecular function: D-glucose binding; fructokinase activity; glucokinase activity. NCBI's taxonomy places the organism in Eukaryota, Metazoa, Arthropoda, Insecta, Diptera, Diopsidae. Gene Ontology annotation, cellular component: mitochondrion; cytosol. Gene Ontology annotation, biological process: glucose 6-phosphate metabolic process; glycolytic process; intracellular glucose homeostasis. The transcript has 2 exons.